GAAACGGGAGUUUUGACAUUUUCAGUUGACGUCGAUGGUCGAUGACUAGCAUUUUCUCGUGCUUUCUAUUUUUCUUGGCGAUUUUCCGUGGAAAUUCAAGUGAUAAAGACAUAAUUUGGUAGUAAAGAGUUCUCGUGCACAUUUUAGCGAUGGCGGGUGCAACACUUUUUGAACGGGCGCAAGCAAUUUCGUCUGUGAAUCGUGAAGAGGGCAUUUCCCUUCUAAACAAAAUUGUGCGUGAACAAGAAGUGGCUGAAAAUGAUGAAGAACUCAUACGGAUCAAGGAGCAAGGUAUCUUACAGCUUGGAGAGCUGUACAAGCAGGAAGGGAAGGCCAAGGAGCUGGCAGACUUGAUUAAAGUUACAAGGCCCUUCCUCAGUCUCAUAAGCAAAGCGAAGGCCGCCAAGCUUGUGCGUUCCCUCGUGGACCUCUUCCUGGAUCUCGAGGCGGGAACUGGGAUUGAGGUGCAGUUAUGCAAAGAGUGCAUUGAAUGGGCAAAGCAAGAGAAGCGCACCUUCCUGCGACAGUCGCUAGAAGCACGUUUGAUUGCUCUGUAUUUUGACACGGGAAUGUACACAGAAGCCCUUGCCCUGGGGUCACAGCUGCUGAAGGAACUGAAGAAGCUUGAUGACAAAAAUCUUCUAGUAGAAGUGCAGCUGCUUGAGAGCAAGACAUACCAUGCGCUGAGCAAUUUGCCAAAGGCUCGUGCUGCUCUCACGUCUGCACGCACUACAGCUAAUGCGAUCUACUGUGCCCCCAAGAUGCAAGCGGCGCUCGAUCUCCAGUCUGGCAUUCUCCAUGCAGCCGAUGAGAGGGAUUUCAAGACGGCCUACUCGUACUUCUACGAGGCCUUUGAGGGCUAUGACAGUGUAGCUUCCAAUCGCGCUCUUACAGCCCUCAAGUACAUGCUGCUGUGCAAGAUUAUGCUGGGUCAGUCAGAUGAUGUGAAUCAGAUUGUUAGCGGAAAGCUCGCCAUUACGUACUCUGGACGCGAUAUUGAUGCCAUGAAGGCUGUCGCCCAGGCUUCACAUAAGCGUUCCCUGGCCGAUUUCCAGCUGGGUCUGAAAGACUUCAAGAAGGAGUUGGAGGAUGAUGUGAUUGUCAAGGCGCAUCUGGGUACUCUGUAUGAUACGAUGCUGGAGCAGAAUUUGUGUCGCAUCAUUGAGCCAUACAGUCGUGUGGAAGUGGCUCAUAUUGCUGAGUGCAUUAAGUUGCCAAUGGCACAGGUGGAGAAGAAGCUGUCACAGAUGAUUCUGGAUAAGAAGUUUAGUGGAAUUCUGGAUCAGGGAGAUGGUGUUUUGAUUGUAUUUGAGGAGACUCCUGUGGACAAAACCUACGACACGGCUCUGGAAGUCAUUCAGCAUAUGGGCAAAGUUGUAGAUACACUCUAUCAGAAGGCCAAGAAACUCUCAUAGGCGUUAAUCCCAAUUUUUGUCGAGUUCAUCUAACUAAUUCAAUAUGAAAUUGCAAUUUUACAAAUAAAAUAUUUUAAAUCACGCGAUAAAA
This is a messenger RNA of Phlebotomus papatasi, 1506 nucleotides long. It is a transcript of the gene Rpn6, whose product is annotated as 26S proteasome non-ATPase regulatory subunit 11. NCBI's taxonomy places the organism in Eukaryota, Metazoa, Arthropoda, Insecta, Diptera, Psychodidae. The transcript is spliced from 3 exons. Gene Ontology annotation, biological process: ubiquitin-dependent protein catabolic process. The record is from RefSeq and is a predicted model, not a curated record. Gene Ontology annotation, molecular function: structural molecule activity. Gene Ontology annotation, cellular component: proteasome regulatory particle, lid subcomplex. The coding region runs from base 150 to 1415 and encodes 421 amino acids.